This is a messenger RNA of Mesoplodon densirostris (Blainville's beaked whale), 703 nucleotides long. RefSeq names its product guanine nucleotide-binding protein G(I)/G(S)/G(O) subunit gamma-12-like. Gene Ontology annotation, molecular function: G-protein beta-subunit binding. NCBI's taxonomy places the organism in Eukaryota, Metazoa, Chordata, Mammalia, Artiodactyla, Ziphiidae. Gene Ontology annotation, cellular component: heterotrimeric G-protein complex. The record is from RefSeq and is a predicted model, not a curated record. The coding region runs from base 186 to 404 and encodes 72 amino acids. The transcript has a single exon. Gene Ontology annotation, biological process: G protein-coupled receptor signaling pathway.
CGCCCGCCCAGAGGAGCAGCAGGAUGAGAGGUCGGAGUCAUCUCCAGGAGCCCUUAGAGACAGAGUCCCCGGCAGCGGCGGUGACGGCAGGGGCAGCACACCGGCAGAUUCAUUCCAUCACCUAAAACCUGGUAACGGUGGGCCACGCAGAGCCUUACUGAUUUCAGGUGAAACCGUAACUGAAGAUGUCGAGCAAGACAGCCAGCACCAACAACAUCGCCCAGGCAAGAAGGACUGUGCAGCAGUUGAGAAUGGAAGCCUCCAUCGAAAGAAUAAAGGUUUCAAAGGCAUCAGCGGACCUCAUGUCUUACUGCGAGGAGCAUGCAAGGAAUGAUCCUCUGCUGAUGGGGGUACCAACUUCAGAAAACCCUUUCAAGGAUAAAAAGACCUGCAUUAUCUUAUAGACGAGUAGUGAAGUGGUUCCUCCCCUCUUCUCAACAAAGCAAAUGAUGAGCAGCUCCUUGAAAAGACUGACCUUUGGCUUAUUUGGUAACCACUGCUAAUAACUAAAAUGCUCUUAACUAACUUGGAAUCAUGGACUCUGAAGUCUUUGUUUUCUGAGUUGUUCUUUCUCUAAAAUGCCCUUUAAUGAAUUAAUACAGAAUAACAAUCUUGUUUUCCAUUUGUUAACUCUGGUGUCAUAUUGGGUUACUGCUGAAGGAAAGUUGGUCUGGCCUUUUAAAAAAACAAAUAUGUGAAUGAU